AUGGCGUUCGCCCCCAGCUUCGGGUCUUUUGGUGACUUUCUCUCGGUUGCAAUUCUGAUCAAAGAUACAAUCGUGGCCCUGGACGACUGCCGCGGAUCUUCACGUAAAUAUCAAGAAUUAAGGCAAGGACUGGAGGUCCUAGGACAGACAAUCUGUCACGUUGAAAAGGCCUAUCACAACCCGAAACUUGUUGUAUCUGAUGACACUUCCACGACAGCAAUACGCAUCGUUUCCCGAAUUCACCAAUGCCUCGCUGCCUUCAACAGCCAAAAGCUACAAAAGUUUGCGACAAGCCUCUCUCAUGGUGGCUCUGGCAACCCUUUCAAAGAUGUGGCGAGGAAGAUCCAGUUCAAAUUUGACGAGAAGGACAUUGAGAACUUCCAGCGAGAGAUUAUAGGAUACAAUCUGUUGCUAACAACUUUGAUGGAGGUCUCCACAAUGCACACUAUCGAACGCAACAACGAUGACACCGCGAAACAAAUCUCUACUAUCGCGUGUCAAAACCAGGAGCUUCGAAAUGAAUCCAAUCGAAAUUCUAGAUUCUUGGUCAACUUCGGAAAGAAGGUCUUCACGAGAUUGAAUUUCCUCUCGCAUUUAGCCACAGACAUCCACAAGUCUACCACGCAGGUCCUGUCCUUGGUAUUUAGCAUCUCAACUGGAAUGGCUGAACUCCGUUCCAUGAUCAUGAAAAUCGAGUGGCCUCUCCGUGAUGAGCACUUUAUUCUCGAGGACGCAACCGGCCGGCCACUUCCCAUCCCACUGAAGACAGUAAUAUCGUGGGACAUGUUCGAAUACAUUCUACAGGAGAAUUUCAAGGGCAGGACAGGCGCUCACCGCGUUGGGCGCAGGCGAUAUAUGCUCAGUGAGCGCGCAACCUCCAUGGAGGUCGACCGAACUACAACGUGGGCAAACGCGUUCCGACCCCACCAGCGGAUAGAUAUGAGUAUCCUGUGUAAGGCACCAGCGACGGAGAUAGAUGUUGAUAAGUCUACCACUUGCCCGUUCUGCGGCAGACAGUCGACAAGCGGAAUGGACGUACAGGUGGAGUGCCAAAAUUGCAAGAUGUUCUACAGAAGGAUUAUCAAUCUUGAAGAGGAUGAAGACGAUCUGAUGGCCGCACCAAUGCCACCUCAACCGCGGCAACCUCCACAAUUUGGAAAGCCGUCCUUCGGUCCUGCACCCCCUGAAAAUCUGCAGAAGAAACGUCAACGAGAUCACGAUUCGGAAAGUGAGAAGGAGGGUACAUGCAAUCAGUGCCAUCGGCCGAAGCGUUCUAAGCGCCAGGGUGAUAAAAAACGGAAAGCCGUUGAUGAAGCCGAGUCUGAGUCUGAUGAAGGUGACUACAGGGGCCUCAGCCGUAUUGCCUUGGUGUCCCGCCGGAAACGAAUGAAAGUGUCUAAGAAAUCAUUUGCUGACUUCUGGGCGACUGACAUAAAUGGCAUGAGUUUUGCGGCCUAUGCGCAGAAGUCUCCCUCAGUGCCUGGGUCUCAGGACCAGGACAGCAAGAAGUUGUUCUGCUCUACCCCGGAAAACGGUUGGAAGUGGCCUGAGAAGACUGUCGGUGGACUCUCAGGGUUCAGCCCCAGUGUUGACAAUGGAGUUACACUUGGUGAUCCCAGAGACACCAGCCCGAGGCAAACUGAGGAACCUGGAUCCGACGAGGACGAUGAAGACCCACGAUACGAUACUACUGGACGCUACUCGCCUACUGUGUCACCCACACGCGGACUCUCUACUGACGAGAACGACCAUGACAAGCAUGUCGAGGGCAACAAAACCACCUCUCCGGACCCGGGGAAGUCGAAUUCGGAGCGUGGUGGCCAAGGCUAUUAUACCUACUCUCGAAGUUCGGACGACGGUGAAGACGAGGACGAAUGUGUCGAGGUCAACGGGAUCGCUUACGUGAUUCCGGCGAAAUCGAAAUCGAAACAGCAUUUUGACAAGAGGGGUCAACUCGGUGAUAGAUCCCGCCGCUCCACUGUCAGAUUUCAACGUCACGAGAUUCCGCGCUACUACGCCGACGAGCCUCGCCGGCCCCAGACCCCGAAACCGUCCACGGCACAACGUAAAUCACCCGUGCUGUCUACAAGGAAGACGACAGAGGUCGAUGCCAAGAAAUACCGCAUCCCCCCGGGCUACUCAUUAAGAAACUGGGAUCCUAAUGAGGAUCCAAUUCUACUCCUUGGAUCUGUCUUCGAUGCCAAUUCCUUGGGGAAGUGGAUCUAUGACUGGACUGUCUACACGCAUAAGCCCACGUCGCCGAUCUCAGAAAUGGCUGGUGAACUUUGGCUUCUGCUUAUCCAGUUGGCCGGCAAGGUCAAGCGCAGCACGGAGAUGGCCCCUCGGAUUCAGUCUCUUGAGGACCGAGAGAUGGUCGAGGACUUUAUCGAGUCCGGCGAGCGUAUGAUUGACAAGUUCCGUAAGCUGCUCAAGACUUGCGAGCAGCCGAUGCUUAAGGCAUCAAAAAAGAAGGAACAGCUGGGCCGCAACAGCGGUAUAGAGUUCGUUGAGACGAUCUUUGGAAGAGAGCGGGAACUUGAGAAGACGGAGCGUUUCAUGCAACAGGUUCGGCUUUGGAAUCUGAGGUUCGACGCAAACUGUGAGGGUGUCCUGAAGGGGCCACAGAGUGGGGCGCCCAGCAACAAGCCAUAG
Molecule: messenger RNA, 2652 nt
Organism: Diaporthe citri
Lineage: Eukaryota; Fungi; Ascomycota; Sordariomycetes; Diaporthales; Diaporthaceae
Exons: 3
Coding region: 1-2652 (883 amino acids)
Source: RefSeq, a predicted model, not a curated record